Messenger RNA from Cornus florida, 2106 nucleotides. RefSeq names its product GDSL esterase/lipase At1g28570-like. The record is from RefSeq and is a predicted model, not a curated record. The transcript is spliced from 6 exons. NCBI's taxonomy places the organism in Eukaryota, Viridiplantae, Streptophyta, Magnoliopsida, Cornales, Cornaceae. Gene Ontology annotation, molecular function: hydrolase activity, acting on ester bonds. Bases 564 to 1805 code for a protein of 413 amino acids.
AGAAUUAACUAUUACCUUCUCCAUGGUGUUUUAUGUUGCAGUCUAAGAGUCGAACUGAAUUGAACCAUCCGUCCCCGGCGGAACCCAGCUUGACAUGAGGAUCUCCGGCAGACCACUCUACCAGGAUAUGCAGCCGAAUCGGGAAACGCUACGCUCCGCCGCAUCGUGGCUGACGUCUCAAAGAACCUUGACCGUGCCCUAACCCCAGUCCUGAAGUUCAAGCGCCGUAGCGUCCUCCGCCACUUCGUUAGCGCCGCCGAUUUCGCAAAGUCACCACCCUGAUCGAUGCCUCAAUCGGCGACAACUUGCUCCGGAGCAGGUAUUUAUGCCCCCAAUUGCGAGUAACGAUCCAAAUCAGGUAUUUAUGCUCUGCAUCUUUCUUGGUUUGCUCUUUCAUCGCUUUGAAGAAUACGAGAGGCGCGGAUAGCAGCUGGUGUUCUUGACGUGGUCUUUGUCGGUGAUUUUGCAAUUACGCAUUGGUUGAGAUUGAGAUUGAGAAGACUGUUUGGUGGGAUUUGAGAAGACUGGUGGACAAGCGAAUGCACCAGAAAUAAUAAUUGAUAAUGAUGGAGCACUCGCACGGUUCUGAUUAUGUUUUUGAGACGCUCUGCUCUGUUGACAUUUCCAUGGCUUUUUCAGCAUCUCACUUUUCAUUCAAACACAUUACAUUCCUUCAAAUUCUCCCCAUCAUUUUAACAAUUCCGACCCAACACACCAUUGGAUGCUACACAUCCAUCAUCAGCUUCGGCGACUCGCUCGCCGACACCGGAAACUAUCUUCACUACACUCAAUACUCCCAUUCCACUCCCCCCAACUUUGCAUUUCCGCCCUAUGGAGAAACCUACUUCCAUCGUCCCACAGGCCGUUGCUCCGAUGGUCGUCUCAUCAUUGACUUCAUCGCUCAGUAUCUUGGACUUCAAUUGGUACCACCUUAUUUGGGUGACGGAGAGAAAAAUGUGAUCACCAGAUCGGAAGAGAAUUUUGAAGAGGGUGUGAAUUUUGCGGUAGUGGGUGCUUCGGCGCUCGAUGCUGCGUUCUACAAAGAAAUAGGACUUGAUGAUCCUUGUGGAAACUUUUCGCUGGAAGUUCAGUUGGGUUGGUUCAAAGAAAUGUUGCCAUCUCUCUGCACCAACACAUCUUCAGGUAAUUGCAAUAAACUCCUUCAGAGUUCUCUCGUUCUAUUGGGAACGAUUGGAGGCAAUGAUUAUGAUAAUGCAUUUAUGGCAGGACUAAGCUUUGAAGAGGUUCAAUCAUUUGUACCUCUAAUUGUAAAUGUCAUUGCUUCAGCUAUCAAUGAGUUAAUCAAGCUUGGAGCGGUGACACUCAUGGUCCCUGGGAUCAUACCAAUUGGAUGCUUACCAGUUAAUCUAGCAUAUUACAACAACUCAAAGGAGGAAGAAUAUGACCCCCUAACUGGCUGCCUCAUCUGGUUGAACAAGUUUGCUGAGUACCACAAUGAAUUACUUCAGAUAGAACUAAAUCAGAUUCGAGAACUUCAUCCUCAUACCACCAUUAUCUAUGCAGAUUAUUACAAUGAUGCAAUGCGCUUCUAUCUUUCUCCCAGCAAAUUUGGAUUUACAGAAGGAGCUCUGACUGCAUGCUGUGGAGGGGGAGGCCCAUACAAUGUCAACUCAACCGCGGAAUGUGGCUCUCCAGAAUCAACUAGUUGCGACAACCCUUCUCUGUAUGCUAGCUGGGACGGUUUGCACUUCACUGAAGCCGCGUAUAAAUGGAUUUCCCAAGGUUUAUUAUUCGGACCAUACACCAUUCCUCCAUUGAACACGUCAUGUGUGCUGUUGGUGUGACGGCUGAAAAUUCUGAUUAUAAGUAGCUAUGAAGCAAUGCAAUUCUACAUUUUGUUGGCCAGUUUUAUUCAAGCAUAUUAUUGAAUAAUACCUUACUUGGGUUGACCAUAUUUUUACACUUUCAUUCCGUUGGCUAUACAGAUAUCUAUGGUGUAUCGGAUUAGGGGAACAACUAUCACCUUAUCCAUGGUGUUUUAUGUAGCAGUCUAAGAGUCCAUGAUAUCUUCUUCAAUGGCAACUGAAAUGAACUAUGUAGUUUCCAAGACAUAAUUUUUGGGUUUUAUUAAAUGAUCCGUGCAAA